Betta splendens (Siamese fighting fish) is the source of this 1809-nucleotide messenger RNA. RefSeq names its product tubulin, beta 4B class IVb-like (gene tubb4bl). The coding region runs from base 251 to 1585 and encodes 444 amino acids. Gene Ontology annotation, biological process: mitotic cell cycle; microtubule cytoskeleton organization. The record is from RefSeq and is a predicted model, not a curated record. Gene Ontology annotation, cellular component: cytoplasm; microtubule. Gene Ontology annotation, molecular function: GTP binding; GTPase activity; structural constituent of cytoskeleton. NCBI's taxonomy places the organism in Eukaryota, Metazoa, Chordata, Actinopteri, Anabantiformes, Osphronemidae. The transcript is spliced from 4 exons.
AAGACUGAUGCGGCUCCUCGCAUCCUAUCCGCCGGUACCACGGCUCCUGGUUCCUCCCUCUCUCCUCCGCUCUUUGGUUGCCAUGGCGAUGACGUCAAGUUGCACCACCGCUUCAGCCCAGUAGACGGUCGGCGAGGCGGCGCGAUAAGUCCCGGACGCUCGUCUGCAGGAGUCACCGUCGUCACCGCCAGUCGUCGCCGCUCGGAUUCCCGUCUCCUCCUCGGUCGCCCUCGCACCCACUCGAUCCAAAAUGCGCGAAAUUGUGCAUUUGCAAGCCGGCCAGUGCGGAAACCAGAUCGGAGCCAAGUUCUGGGAGGUGAUCAGCGACGAGCACGGCAUCGAUCCCACGGGCACCUACCACGGAGACAGCGACCUGCAGCUGGACAGGAUCAGCGUCUACUACAAUGAGGCCACAGGUGGGAAGUACGUGCCCAGAGCCAUCCUGGUGGAUCUGGAGCCCGGUACCAUGGACUCAGUCCGGUCUGGUCCCUUUGGGCAGAUUUUCAGACCUGACAACUUCGUCUUUGGCCAGAGUGGCGCCGGGAACAACUGGGCCAAGGGCCACUACACCGAGGGCGCCGAGCUGGUGGACUCCGUCCUGGACGUGGUGCGAAAGGAGGCGGAGAGCUGCGACUGCCUGCAGGGCUUCCAGCUCACCCACUCCCUGGGCGGCGGCACCGGCUCCGGCAUGGGCACGCUGCUCAUCAGCAAGAUCCGCGAGGAGUACCCGGACCGCAUCAUGAACACCUUCAGCGUGGUGCCGUCCCCCAAGGUGUCCGACACGGUGGUGGAGCCCUACAACGCCACGCUGUCCGUCCACCAGCUGGUGGAGAACACCGACGAGACCUACUGCAUCGACAACGAGGCCCUGUACGACAUCUGCUUCCGCACCCUCAAACUUACGACGCCCACGUACGGCGACCUCAACCACCUGGUGUCGGCCACCAUGAGCGGCGUCACCACCUGCCUGCGCUUCCCCGGCCAGCUCAACGCCGACCUGCGCAAGCUAGCCGUCAACAUGGUGCCCUUCCCCCGCCUGCACUUCUUCAUGCCGGGCUUCGCGCCGCUCACCAGCCGCGGCAGCCAGCAGUACCGCGCCCUGUCCGUGCCCGAGCUCACGCAGCAGAUGUUCGACGCCAAGAACAUGAUGGCGGCCUGUGACCCGCGCCACGGCCGCUACCUCACCGUGGCCGCCGUGUUCCGCGGCCGCAUGUCCAUGAAGGAGGUGGACGAGCAGAUGCUCAACGUGCAGAACAAGAACAGCAGCUACUUCGUGGAGUGGAUCCCCAACAACGUGAAGACGGCCGUGUGCGACAUCCCGCCGCGCGGCCUCAAGAUGGCCGCCACCUUCAUCGGCAACAGCACGGCCAUCCAGGAGCUGUUCAAGCGCAUCUCGGAGCAGUUCACCGCCAUGUUCCGCCGCAAGGCCUUCCUGCACUGGUACACGGGCGAGGGCAUGGACGAGAUGGAGUUCACGGAGGCCGAGAGCAACAUGAACGACCUGGUGUCCGAGUACCAGCAGUACCAGGACGCCACGGCCGAGGAGGGCGAGUUCGAGGAGGAGGGGGAGGAGGAAGGGGCCUAAAGGCUCAGCCAGACCUCGUCCCACCUCCCCUCGGAGCCCCCUGCGUCACGGGUUGAGCGGCCGACACUUUCACGUCUAGAUCAGAUCUCUGCUGCUAGACCUCGUGUUUACUGCUACUAGUGCUGUUUUUCGUCCUGUCGUUGCCUCGCCCAAAUUCAAAAGCAGGCGAUUGUAACUGUGAAGUCUUGAAACUGGAGGAUUAUUAAAGUCUGAUUAAAAAGCCA